AUGUCAAUCAAUCAACCAUCGAGCUCAACGCCAUCUCUUUCGCAAAAUUACUCCUCGCCGUAUUCACGAAAUUCAGACAGCAAUGGAACGGUAAAUACACCUUUAAGACCUAUAAAAAGUGAAAGUGGAUUUGAGUUUCCUGCAAUAUGGAGUUUCCCACCUUUCUUCACACUUCAACCUAAUCCUUCUACGCUAUCACAUCAACUCGAACUUUGGAGAACGCUUGUGUUAAAAUGGGCCAAACAUGAACGGGUCUAUGAAGUCAAUGUUGAUGGAGAAGUAGGAGGAGUUUUUGACAACAAGAAGAUAAAACGUCAAUUAUUACCUCCAUCAAUGAAAAGGCUAUUGACGGAAAUGGUUAAGAAUGGUGAAGCAGCUCCUGAUCCUCCAAAACAAGAUACCAAAUAUUUGCUGUACUGGAGGAAACCUGAUGAAUGGGGAGAUCUAAUAUACACAUGGGUCACGGAAAACGGUCUGAACUCAAGCAUAAUGACUUUUUAUGAGAUUACAGAUGGAGAUUUAUCGCAUGUGACUGAGUUCUACGAGCUUCCAACACCCCUACUGCGUAAAGCACUGGAAAGUCUAGUGAAACGAGGUAAAGCUCAACUGCUGGAAGGAAAGGGAGAAAUAGGCGAAGGUGUACGAUUCUUAUAA
Molecule: messenger RNA, 654 nt
Organism: Kwoniella shivajii
Lineage: Eukaryota; Fungi; Basidiomycota; Tremellomycetes; Tremellales; Cryptococcaceae
Exons: 6
Coding region: 1-654 (217 amino acids)
Biological process (GO): protein transport to vacuole involved in ubiquitin-dependent protein catabolic process via the multivesicular body sorting pathway
Cellular component (GO): ESCRT II complex
Molecular function (GO): structural molecule activity; protein homodimerization activity
Source: RefSeq, a predicted model, not a curated record